UCUGGACGAUGGAAUUAACAGCAACAAUUUGAAGUCUUUGCUGUCUGGAAUAUAGAGGAGAUGAUUGUUUUCCAGGUUAAUUAAGCUUGGAUAACUUUACAAGGGGGUAGACAAUUGUCACCUCCUGAUUUAGAUAUUAAGCAAGAUCUCAGCUGAAAGAAACGGCAUUAAAUUAUUCCCUAAAAAUAGUGACAAAACAGAACAGAAACACUCUCAUAGAAAUGAAAUAAACACUAUCAUUGUGAUAUUUAUGACAAAUUAUCCUCUCAUGAUGAAUCCUUUAACUGAAGCAAAUAACCCUGAUACAGGUGAGAAACCAUAUCACUCUAAUACCUGCAGUGUAUCAUUCUCUGAUAGUGAUGUCUUGAUUAUAGAUGAACAUACUCAUACAGAGGAGAAGCCAUAUCCAUGUGAUAUCUGUGGUAAAUCAUUCUCUGAAAAGAGUAACUUGACGAAACACAAGCAUACACAUACAGGAGAAAAGCCAUUUCAUUGUGAUAUCUGUGAUAAAUCAUUCUCUCGUAGUACUUACUUAACUAAGCACAUCCGUACACAUACGGGAGAGAGGCCCUAUCAUUGUGAUAUCUGUGGGAAAUCUUUCUCUCUAACUGGUACCUUGACUAAACACAAACUUACACAUACGGGCGAGAGGCCAUAUGAUUGUGACAUUUGUGAUAAAUCAUUCUCCCAGAGUGGUCAUUUGAUGAAACACAAACUUACACAUACAGGCGAGAAGGCGUAUCAUUGUGAUAUUUGUGGUAAAUCAUUCUCUCGAAGUGGUGCCUUGAUUAUACACAAACGUACACAUACAGGAGAGAAGCCCUAUCAUUGUGAUAUCUGUGGUAAAUCCUUCUCUCUAAGUGAUGCCUUGACUAAGCACAUCCGUACACAUACGGGAGAGAAGCCCUGUCAUUGUGAUAUCUGUGAUAAAUCAUUCUCUAACAGUAGUCAAUUAUCUAGACACAAAUAUAUUCAUACAGGAGAGAAGCCAUACCAUUGCGAUAUCUGUGGUAAAUCAUUCUCUAAACCUGUUGAAAUGAGUUGUGAAGCCACAGGUGCCAACCUGUAUCGGUUCCUUGAAGACAAAAAUAGCCUUAAGGAGGAUUAG
Messenger RNA from Octopus sinensis (East Asian common octopus), 1108 nucleotides. RefSeq names its product zinc finger protein 239-like. The transcript has 3 exons. NCBI's taxonomy places the organism in Eukaryota, Metazoa, Mollusca, Cephalopoda, Octopoda, Octopodidae. Bases 251 to 1108 code for a protein of 285 amino acids. The record is from RefSeq and is a predicted model, not a curated record. Gene Ontology annotation, biological process: regulation of transcription by RNA polymerase II. Gene Ontology annotation, molecular function: RNA polymerase II cis-regulatory region sequence-specific DNA binding; DNA-binding transcription factor activity.